This is a messenger RNA of Cornus florida, 1131 nucleotides long. RefSeq lists its product as uncharacterized. Bases 1 to 1131 code for a protein of 376 amino acids. Lineage: Eukaryota; Viridiplantae; Streptophyta; Magnoliopsida; Cornales; Cornaceae. The transcript has 3 exons. The record is from RefSeq and is a predicted model, not a curated record.
AUGGUCAACAAUAUAAGAGCACUUGGUGAAGAUAUUAAGGAUGUUGAAGUUUGUAAGAAGAUACUAAGGUCACUCACCUCUAGAUUUAAUCCUAAAGUGACAAUUCUUGAAGACAAAGAUCUUUCUGAAGUGAAGAUUGACGAGCUUCAGGCCUUUCUCACUGCCUAUGAAAUGAGAAUUGGUGUUCCAGCUAUUCAUAGAAGAGAAGCACCUCUUAAAGCAGAGGAAGUUGUUGAAGAAACUGAAGCAAAGUUUGAAGAUGAUCUAGAAAAAGAUGAGGUUGCCUAUUUUGCUAAGAAUUCAGAAAGUUCAAUUGAAGAAGAUAGUGACACUGAGAUUGAGGAAAUUCUUGAAGAGUGUGAAAGGCUUGCAGUGAAGUAUGAUCAACAAAAAGCUCAGAUAAAAAGCAAGAGAGACUUUGUUACCAUAACUAUAAAGAACUUCAAGAUAACUAGAAUGUAUGUCAAGAAGUCAGACUUAGCUUCAGCUCAGAAGGUCAAGGACAAAGGAUCAUUGGUGAAGACUAAAAUGAUGUGCAUUCCUAAGAAGCUGAACUCUAUGAGUCUUCUUGUGUAUACAGCCUUUAAAGCUUGUAAUACUCAGGAUAAAUGGUAUGUUGAUAUUGGCUACUCAAGACACAUGGCAGGUGAUGGUUCUAAAUUUAAUUCGUUGAAGCAGUUUGAUGGUGGAAAUGUUAUCUUUGGAGAUAAUCAAAGGGCUAAGAUUGUUGGAAUUGGUACUGUGAGUAAGUCUGAAAAGUUGCCAGAAAUCCAUGAAGUUCUAUUGGUUAAAGGACUCAAACAUAAUCUCCUCAGUGUUAGUCAAUUGUGUAACAGUGGGAAGGAGGUCUGUUUCAAUAAAGAAAGAUGCAAUGUGAUUGAUCUUGAAUCAAAACAAGUUUUGUUCUCAGCUAAUAGAUCUUCAAGAAAUGUGUACACAGUCAUUGAAGAAAGUCAGGUCACUCAAUGUAAUUUAACAACCUGUGAUGAAGCAAAGUUGUGGCAUAAGAGGUUAGGUCAUCUUCAUUCAAGAAAUAUAUCCAAAAUUCUGAAGAUGAAAGCUGUUAAAGGACUGCCUGACAUUAGUUUUAAAGAUGAUCACCUUUGUAAAUCAUGUCAACAAGGAAAGUAA